Messenger RNA from Epinephelus moara (kelp grouper), 1327 nucleotides. RefSeq names its product tetraspanin-9. Gene Ontology annotation, cellular component: membrane. Bases 263 to 982 code for a protein of 239 amino acids. Lineage: Eukaryota; Metazoa; Chordata; Actinopteri; Perciformes; Serranidae. The transcript is spliced from 9 exons. The record is from RefSeq and is a predicted model, not a curated record.
CUCCUCCUCCUCCUCCUCGUACUCCUCCUGUGCUCCAGCCAUCGACGAAACUUCAAAGCUGACUUCACAACCAUUAACAGCCGUCGGAUUUAUGUUUCCACACCGAGGGAUGCAGUGAGCCGAGAGAGUUUACGCCGGCAUGUGAAGCUCCUCUGGCGAAUGAAUCUUGAGACGUUAGCGCGAAGAUGAGCUCUUAGCCGACGGUUCACCACCAAAACUUGUCUGUUCUCCUGCUAGCUGAAGUGUGCCCGUGGAUUCAGUCAUGGCUCGUGGUUGCAUCUGCUGCGUUAAAUACAUGCUCUUCCUCUUCAACCUGCUCUUCUGGCUGGGUGGGUGUGGACUGUUGGGUGUGGGCGUGUGGCUGUCAGUGUCUCAGGGCAGCUUUGCCACCUUGUCACCCUCCUUCCCAUCGCUCUCUGCCGCCAACCUCAUCAUCACCCUCGGCACCGUUGUCAUGGUGACAGGUUUCCUGGGUUGCCUGGGUGCCAUUAAGGAGAACAAGUGCCUACUGCUGAGUUUUUUUAUCGUUCUGUUGAUCAUCCUCUUGGCCGAACUUAUCCUCCUCAUCCUGUUCUUUGUCUACACCGACCAGGUGAGUGAAAAUGCCAGGCGGGACCUGAAGGAAGGACUCGUUCUGUACAACACAGAUAACAACGCCGGCCUGAGGGACGCAUGGAACACCAUACAGGGAGAGUGGCGAUGUUGUGGUGUGACCAACCACAAUGACUGGUACACCGCCCUGCAUGAGAACGUGGUUCCCGACCGCUGCUGCCAGCAGGUUUUCCCGGGCUGUGGACGCAACGCCUCCAACACCUUCUGGACACGGGGUUGCUAUGAAAAGGUGGAGGAGUGGCUGGAUGACAACAAACACCUUUUGGGAACCAUUGCCAUGUGUGUGUUGGUCAUACAGCUUCUUGGUAUGGCUUUCUCGAUGACGCUUUAUCAACAGAUUCACCGAGCAGGAAAGAAGUACGAAGCCUGAUGGGAUGAACAGAAUUAUUCCAAACUGUUAAUAUUGGUUACACAAUCACAUUUUGUUCAUAGUAAAAAACAGUUAUCACGUGUGCCACUACAACCUUUUAUUUCACAUUAUUUCUGUCUAUUAAACCAGUUUUUCUUAUGGUUAGCUUUUUAAAUUUGUACUUUAAUGAGUGAUUUUUGUAAUAUUUGUGAUUUGCCUCUGACAAUCAGAACAAAGAGAAAAGACUGAGACGUUUUGGUUGUUAAAAGCCAUGCCUGUGGGAAAAAAGCACAUUGUAUGGAUCUAUUAAGAUUAAAAAAAAGCAUUGUGUACUAACAUGUUCAAUAAAAGCACUCUUCAAAAAUG